Messenger RNA from Xyrauchen texanus (razorback sucker), 1870 nucleotides. Its product is annotated as G-protein coupled receptor 151-like. Gene Ontology annotation, biological process: G protein-coupled receptor signaling pathway. Gene Ontology annotation, cellular component: membrane. The record is from RefSeq and is a predicted model, not a curated record. Gene Ontology annotation, molecular function: G protein-coupled receptor activity. Lineage: Eukaryota; Metazoa; Chordata; Actinopteri; Cypriniformes; Catostomidae. Bases 290 to 1687 code for a protein of 465 amino acids. The transcript has a single exon.
UCUCAUCAAAAUGCAUACACAUUCCAAGUCCUUCAUAUUACCAUUUGCAAUCAUCAGUCCUUUGUCUCCGACAGGAAAUAAAAAAUCCAUAAUUUCCAGUGACAAUAGAGGAAAUAACUCGACUGGAGGCCACAGUGUGUUGCAGUCAGUCAGUGCUUAUUACCCCAAAUCAUUUUAAUUAGGCUCGGGAGGAUGCGUCGCGACGGGCAAAAUGAAACGCCGUGUGUCAGCUGGGGACGGCACCUGUCAAUCAAUGCACCCCUUAUAAAGUCGCAGCGCUGUUGCGCUCAUGACUCUUUGGACACGCGCGCGCGGUCGAGUCAAGAGCAGAGCGCGAAGACGCCUCCAUUUAAACAAGUGCGCGCAAAUUAGAGAGAGAAAAUCUUCAUCUCUGCACAUUCUGCAUCCAUCGAUCUCCGUGGAAAUGGAGAAAUCACCGGGCGUGAACAUCAGCGCCGGGAACGGUUCCGUGGAUAGGCGCUCUUUUCUGGAGCAAAGCGGAUAUCAGCACUUGGAUCACGGAGACCUCAGGGUUUUGAUUCCGGUGGUCUUGGGAAUCAUCUGCGUACUCGGUUUCACCGGGAAUGUAACGGCUAUGGGAGUCCUGCUUACCAACGCGCGUAAAGGGAAGCUGUCCUUGAUCAACACGCUCAUUCUGAACCUGAUGCUGGCUGAUGGUCUGGUCCUGGCGUUUGCUGUUCCCUUCAAGGCUGCUGCUUAUUCCCGUGCAACUUGGACCCUGGGAUUGUUUGUCUGCAAGACCUGCGACUGGUUCUUGCACUCCUGCAUGGCUGCCAAGAGCUUCACAAUGGCCAUCAUGGCCAAAGCUUGCUACAGGUACGUCAGCAACCCUACCAAGCAGGUCACCUUCCGGUUGAAGACCAUCCUGGUGGUCCUGCUCCUCUCUUGGCUCCUGGCAUGUGUGGUCCCCAUACCACAGUGGCUCUUCGCCACCCUCCAAAGAGAAGCAAAUGGAGUGAUUUGUGUGCAAACAGUGCCAGCCGAUGCCCAUGACUUCAUGUCCGUGUAUGUCAAAGUGUACCCGCUAGUGACCUAUUGCACACCUUUGAGUUUCGCCCUGCUCUACUUCUGGAAGGCGUAUGGACGGUGCCAGCACAGGUCCAGCAAAACCCAGAACCUGCGAACGCAGAUCCGAUCCCGCAAACUGACUCUGAUGCUCUUCAGCUUGACCGUGGCCAUGGCCACCAUGUGGCUCCCGCAAUGGGUGUCCUGGGUGUGGAUGCGGCAUGCACUGGAAACCGAGGGCAUCUUCCCUCCAGUCCUUUUCACUCUGUCUGCGCAGCUGCUCAUGUUCUCCAUCUCUCUGGUCAACCCUCUCAUCGUACUGGCCCUGUCUGAGGAGUUCAGGGAGGGCUACAUUGGCCUUUGGCGCAGGCUCACUCUCCGCAAGCAACCGCCCAAAAGCAAGCCGGGGCCACACACCCCGACUGCCCCGAAGUCUCCCACCCCACGACCAGAAACAUCAGCCCACCUGCCUCCCCAUCAGCCUGGGCAAACAGAGGAGCAAACAGACCAGAGUGAAGAAAAACAGGAGAGCCCAAACAAGGAUGGAAUAGUGCUGCAAGACGUAGAGCAGUUUUGGCAUGAGAGGGAAUCUGGCUCCCAGUCGCAUGAAAAUGACCCUGUGCCAUGGGAACAUCAGGAUCCCAGGGAAGGAAAACAGUAAGACUCUCCUGUCCAUGUACUGUGUUAAAAUCAAUAUGAAAGAGAGGAUUAAAAAAAACAGACAACAGAUCAGACCUCACCUGAACUGAGCCCUUUCAGAAAUCAUUGUGGCUAAUCAUAAAUGAGUUAUGGUUUGAAUUUACUGAUUUUAUAUUGUGUUUUGUCCAAAUGUUAUGGUUUUCUC